Molecule: messenger RNA, 876 nt
Organism: Huiozyma naganishii CBS 8797
Lineage: Eukaryota; Fungi; Ascomycota; Saccharomycetes; Saccharomycetales; Saccharomycetaceae
Gene: CRG1
Product: S-adenosylmethionine-dependent methyltransferase
Exons: 1
Coding region: 1-876 (291 amino acids)
Molecular function (GO): S-adenosylmethionine-dependent methyltransferase activity
Source: RefSeq, a predicted model, not a curated record
AUGCCCUCGACCAGUUACUUGGACCAAAAUUUCAAGUCGUCUUACUACCAUGAGGUACGCCCCACGUACCCUGUAACUCUUAUUAAUCGCAUCUUGCAGUAUCACGAUGAGUACCAUCACUCUCACGGCGGGUCCCGUAACCUGUUGCUUGACGUCGGUUGCGGGACCGGGAUCGCCACAAGCAUGUUCAUACCACAUUUCCAAAAAUGUGUUGGUGUGGACCCCUCGGAGUCUAUGCUUCAAGUGGCACGCCAAGAUUACCCGCGAGCGACUUUCAAAUUGGGUUACGGCGAGGAUCUAGUGUCGCUGGACAAUUUGGAGAAGGGCACCGUGGAUAUGGUUAUCGGUGCCGAAAGUCUACAUUGGUGUGAUAUGGACAUUGCCUUUGAACAAGUGUACCAAUUGUUGAAACAGGGGGGCACUUUCGCAUUUUGGCUUUACGUGCAACCGGAGUUUGUAGAUUUGGGACCAAAAGCAAACGAAAUUUAUUACAAGUACGGAUGGGGGCCACAGUACAUGGGUAAAUAUUUGACACCAGAACAGAGAUACUUUUUCACUAAUAUGGGUGGAGAUGAUUUACCCGAAAGAUUGAUUAAACAAAAGUUCAAAGAUUUAGAGGUUGGUGAAAAUUGUUCUUCAAAUAACCAACAUUCAGAACCGUUCCUAAUGAAAGGCCAAAUUACUUUGAAAGAUUUCAAGAGGUUUGUGAAAAGCUGGAGUUUGUACACCAGUUGGGUGAAAAACCAUCCUGAUGAAACAAACGACAUUGCCGACGUUUUCAUUGACGAAUUAAUGAAAGAAUGUAAUGUGCCAAGUGAGGAAACCCUUUUGAAUAUUGAGUGGUCCACUUUUUACUAUAUUUGCCGCAAGAAGUAA